Molecule: messenger RNA, 2802 nt
Organism: Nicotiana tabacum (common tobacco)
Lineage: Eukaryota; Viridiplantae; Streptophyta; Magnoliopsida; Solanales; Solanaceae
Product: receptor-like protein Cf-9 homolog
Molecular function (GO): protein binding
Source: RefSeq, a predicted model, not a curated record
GAUCUCAGUUGCAGCCAGCUUAAAGGGAUUAUUGAUUCUAACAGCAGCCUAUUCCAGCUCUCUUAUCUCCAAAGGUUUAACCUUUCUUUUAAUUCCUUCCGGUCUUCGGAAAUCUCACCUCUAUUUGGCAGAUUUUCGCACUUGACGCAUCUCGAUCUUUCUUACUCACAUUUCACAGGUCAAAUUCCUUCUGAAAUCUCUCAUCUUUCCAAGUUACAGUUUCUUUAUUUAUCAAGUAAUACCAUGCUCAGUCUUGGACCUCACAAUUUCAAAUUGCUUCUUCAAAAUUUGACCCAAUUAAGAGAGCUUGAUCUUACUACAGUAAAUAUAUCUUCCACCAUUCCUCUAAACAUCUCUUCUCAUAUAACAACUCUGAUGCUUGCGGGGACAGGAUUGCAUGGGGCAUUACCUGAGAGUAUUUUUCACUUGCCAAACUUGGAAAUUCUCGAUUUAAGAAUCAAUUUUCAGCUCAGUGGUUAUUUUCCAAAGACCAAAUGGAACAACACUGCAUCUCUCAGGGAGUUAUAUCUCUCUGCAGUGAAUUUUUCUGGUGAUUUUCUGCCCGAAUCUCUUGGCUAUCUAACUUCAUUGCAGAGACUGAAACUUGAGUUUUGCAAUCUCUCGGGGCCGGUUCCGGAAUCUCUUUGGAAUCUCACCCGUAUAGUGUUUUUGGAUCUUCACGGUAACAAUCUUGAGGGACCAAUUCCUCUGUUUAUAAGUGGAAUGCAGAAUCUGGAGAUACUCUCGCUAUCAAAUAACUCCCUGAAUGGAGCAAUACCGUCAUGGGUAUUCUCCCUUCCAUUACUACGUGAAAUGUACUUGAAGGAUAACCAUUUUUCUGGUCAACUUGAGGAUUUCAAGUCCAAUACACUAGUCAAGAUUGCAUUAGGAGGCAAUCAGCUGCAAGGUCAUCUUCCCAAGUCAAUUCAAAACCUUGUGAAUCUAACACUACUUCAUCUUUCAUCUAACAAUUUUAGUGGCAUUGUAGACAUCAGCUUCUUUUCAAACCUCAAACAACUUAUCGAUCUGGAUCUUUCAUAUAAUAGUAUUUCGCUGACCAAUGACAACAAUGUCAAGUCUACCUUGCCCGAAUCUCUUACACACUUAUCCUUGUCCGAUUAUGAAGUAAACGAAUUGGACUUUUUGAGAUCAGCAAAGAAUCUUCGUUUCUUGGAUCUUUCAAAUAACAAGAUUCAAGGAAUAAUUCCUGAUUGGGCAUGGUCUAAUUGGAUGUACUCACUGAAUUCUCUUAAUUUAUCCCACAACAUGUUGACAAGUUUUGACCACAUUUAUCUUCUUCCUCUAUAUGCUAUUGAUUUACGAUCUAAUUUUCUUCAAGGAUCGCUACCUAUUCCACCGCCCUGUGUAGGAUUAUUCUUCAUAUCAAAUAAUAGUCUCGAUGGGGAGAUCCCUUCUUUCUUUUGCAAUUUGACAUCAUUAAUAGUUCUUGAUUUGGCAAGAAACAAUCUGAAGGGAGCAAUUCCACAAUGUUUGGGUAACAUGAGCGAUCGACUCGAGGUUUUGGAUAUGCAACACAAUAGUCUUUCUGGGAAUCUCCAAAUAACUUUUAGAGUUGGAAGUGGACUGAAAAGCUUCAACUUGCAUGGCAAUAAGGUAGAGGGAAAAAUCCCAAAAUCUUUAGCCAAUUGCAAAGAAUUGGAAGUUCUUGAUUUGGGAAACAAUCACCUCAAUGACACAUUCCCUAUGUGGCUGGGAACACUUUCGAAGUUACCAGUUUUAAGCUUGAGAUCCAAUAAAUUGCAUGGACCCAUCAGAGCUUCAAGGACUAAAAACUUGUUUCCUCAUCUUCAGAUAUUGGAUCUCUCUUGCAAUGCAUUUAUAGCAGAGCUGCCAACAAGUCUCUUUCACCAUUUGAAAGCCAUGAGGAGAAUUGAUCAAACAAUAAAGGUACCGAGUGAAGAUAGAUAUUAUGAAGACUCGGUAACUGUGGUAACAAAGGGACUGGAGCUUGAAGUUGUGAGAAUCUUGUCUUUGUACACCACUAUGGAUCUUUCAAAUAACAAAUUUGAAGGACAUAUUCCAAGUGUUUUGGGAGAUCUCAUUUCGCUUCGGGUGUUGAAUUUGUCUCAUAAUGGAUUGGAAGGUGAUAUACCACCAUCACUUGGAAAUUUAUCUCUAGUGGAAACAUUGGACCUCAAAUAUAACCAGCUUUCGGGAGAGAUACCAAAACAACUUGCUUCUCUUACAUAUCUUGCAUUCUUAAAUCUCUCCCACAAUCAUCUCCAAGGAUGCAUUCCUCAAGGACGUCAAUUCCACACCUUUGAGAAUAACUCAUAUGAAGGUAAUGAUGGAUUACGUGGAUUUCCAAUUUCGGAAGGUUGUGGAAGUAGCAGGAUGCCCGAGACAAAUAACGCAACACGCGUGUUGGAUGAAGAAAGCACUUCUGAAUUUCUCAAUGAUUUUUGGAAAGGUGCUCUUAUGGGAUACGCGAGUGGACUAAUUAUUGGAUUAUCCAUAGCAUAUUUCAUGCUUUCAGCUCGAAAUCCCAAUUGGCUUUCUUGGAUUGUUGAAGAACUAGAACACAAAAUCAUCAUGAAAAGGCGAAAGAAGCAGCGAGCCCAUCAAAGGUACUACAGAAGAUGAAAUUAUUUGCUUGUAGAGGAGUUAAAAAUUCAGGUGGUUAAUUGGAAUGUUCAUCGGCGAUGCAACAUCAGAUGCAGCAUAUCUUAUGAUGCUGGAUUUGAUUUUUAGUUUCUAUGUAAGUUUUUUUUUCCUUCUUCCUUUAAGAGUAGGAAUUGACGUGGAAAAUGUAAUAUUAUGAAUUUUGAUGAUAUUAAGUUA